This is a messenger RNA of Physella acuta, 1881 nucleotides long. RefSeq names its product kelch-like protein 18. Gene Ontology annotation, molecular function: protein binding. Lineage: Eukaryota; Metazoa; Mollusca; Gastropoda; Physidae. The record is from RefSeq and is a predicted model, not a curated record.
AAAGAACACUUGUAGUGAAUCAACACACUACGCCAGUUCUUAUUUUUACUUCCUCUCAAGUGACAUACAAGAACAAACAAAUCAGUCGACUGGGUACAACAAUUCUAUUGAACAUCUUUAGGUAUUUUUCAAAAUGGACGCAGUAGAAUUUUGCAGAAACGUGUUCAAGAGUCUGGAGAAUGUGUGGACCAACAAACUGUUGUGUGAUGUUACAGUCAAAGUUCAAGACGAAACAUUCGAAUGUCAUCGACUCGUUUUGGCGGUUACUUCUGAUUUCUUUCUGGCACUUUUUCGUUCUGGGAUGAAAGAAGUUACAGAGAAUGUCGUAGUUCUGCACGACAUGUCUAGCGAAGCGUUUCAUUCGAUUCUGAAAAUAAUGUACACUGGUGCCGAUGUUUUAACUGUUGAGAACUAUAUUGAGGUGUGGAGAGCGGCUCAUCAGCUUCAGAUUCAGACAAUUGUUCAAGGUUGUGAGAAUUUCGCUAAUAGAAAUAUUACAAAAGAUACAUGGGAAACAUUGUUCAGUCUUGCUAAAUGUUUACAAUCAGAAAGAGUUCUUACUGAACUGCAUGUGUAUAUGUUAAAAAAAUUUAGUGAAGUUUGUAUUUCCCCAACAUUUCUACAACUCCCUUUUGAGGAUAUUCGGGAAUUGAUCAAAAGUCAGGACCUCGUAGUCAGCAGUGAAGAUGUGGUCAUUGAGUCUGUGAUUAGAUGGGUCACGUAUGACCCUAAAGUGAAGAAUGAGAGAAACGACUGUACACACAAAACUCAUGAAGAUACUUCAAUGAUUGUAAGCUCAGAAAACAGCGUGAAGUUGGACACUGCAGGUUCCAGGAAAGUUUAUCUGAACAAAUUGUUAAGAAAAGUAAGGACCUGCCUUGUAAGUCCUUUACGUUUAGCAAUAGUACGUAAAAUGGAUUUGGUAAUGGAAGAUAGAGAUUCAAGAGAUAUCAUCGACUAUGCUAAAAAAUAUAAUGCUAAAGAGUUUCGACACUGCCAGUGUCCAUCGGCUGCACUUACUAGAUCGUGUAGUGGGUAUAUACAUGCUGGCGUGUUCGCAGAUAGUACCGGAAUGAUCAAAGUGAUAAAUGCUUGCAAUGAAAAAUCGUAUAGAAUACAUAAAUGUAUUAAUUUAAACCGAUGGAUGCAGAUAGUCCCAUAUGAUGGAAAGCUCUAUGCCGCAGGUGAAUUUGCCACCAACAGAAACUGUUAUAGAAUGUUCGUGCUGAGUGAUAACAACUGGGUACAAGUUAAGGAAUUGUCAAGUCUCAACUUGUUAUUAGUCUCGCACGCUGACUUUAUCUAUAUUCUAAACAAAGAUGAGAAAAUAAUAUACAGGAUGAAUCCUAAAAAGGAAACUAAGCAAUUGGAAAAGUUUUUAGAAUUUCCUGAAAAUAUUGUCAUUACACAUGCAAUGUUUCUUCAAAACGAUCUCUUGUUGUUUGGCUCUGAUAUUCAAAACAGAGUUGACAAGACCAUUGUCUAUGAAUUAAAGAUUUCCUCCAAAGUUUUUACCAGAUUAGACAAUCUAGAUGGACCAGCUAAACAUUUGAUUAGUUUUAAAAAUGACAAUGACAAUUAUAUAUUACAGGCAAAUGGCAGUCUUUGGAUAGUUCUUUAUUCUUCUCACAUUGGAGGCACUGAAUUUAAAUCUCUUGCCAAGCUUUGGAAUUUUACAAAGACGUUAUAUGGUGCUUUAACCUUCCAAAGAAAACUGAUCAUUUUUGGAAACAAUCCCAAUAAAGACCCACUAGGGGAGAAAAAAUUAAAUGAAAUUCCUGAUCACUUUAAAUGUAUACGUCAUGUAGGUACUGAUGAAGGAAAUGUCUCCAAUUUCAUUCCGAUCACUAUCCCCAGAUAUUAUAUACUUUAGGAAACAUU